Phyllostomus hastatus (greater spear-nosed bat) is the source of this 5019-nucleotide messenger RNA. RefSeq names its product remodeling and spacing factor 1 (gene RSF1). Gene Ontology annotation, cellular component: RSF complex. The record is from RefSeq and is a predicted model, not a curated record. Bases 194 to 4576 code for a protein of 1460 amino acids. Gene Ontology annotation, biological process: regulation of DNA-templated transcription. NCBI's taxonomy places the organism in Eukaryota, Metazoa, Chordata, Mammalia, Chiroptera, Phyllostomidae. The transcript has 17 exons.
CUACUCGGUUCUCGACUGCUCCCGGCCGCCGUUGUAUUGUGGGAUUGCGGCGCCGUGCCCGAGAAGCUCGGAUCUGGCAGGGGAGUCCAAUAGCUAGCGCCUCCUGUCGUCUGCAAAGCUACCUUGCCAUUUCUCGGCACCCCUGCUCCCCCCCCAUCCCCGAAUCGCCUCCUCCUCCAUCCUCCAGUUCAAAAUGGCGGCGGCGGCGGCAGCGGCAGCGGCGAUGGCUCCUCAGGGCUGCCCUGGUUCGUGCCCCAACUUCGCUGUAGUAUGCUCCUUCUUAGAGCGCUACGGGCCGCUGCUCGAUCUGCCUGAGCUGCCGUUCCCUGAGCUGGAGCGGGUGCUGCAGGCGCCGCCGCGGGACGUCGGCAACGGAGAAGUACCAAAAGAAUUGGUGGAGCUCCAUUUGAAGUUGAUGAGGAAGAUUGGGAAAUCUGUUACAGCAGACAGAUGGGAAAAAUAUUUGAUCAAGAUAUGCCAAGAAUUUAAUAGCACCUGGGCAUGGGAAAUGGAGAAGAAAGGCUAUCUUGAAAUGAGUGUUGAAUGCAAAUUAGCACUCCUAAAGUACCUCUGUGAGUGUCAGUUUGAUGACAAUCUCAAAUUCAAGAAUAUAAUUAAUGAGGAAGAUGCCGAUACCAUGCGUCUCCAGCCAAUUGGCCGAGACAAGGAUGGCCUCAUGUACUGGUACCAGCUGGAUCAAGACCACAAUGUCAGAAUGUACAUAGAAGAACAAGAUGAUCAAGAUGGCUCAUCAUGGAAAUGCAUUGUCAGAAAUCGAAACGAGUUGGCUGAGACCCUUGCACUCCUGAAAGCACAGAUCGAUCCCGUACUGUUGAAAAACUCUAGUCAACAAGACAACUCUCCCCGGGAAAGUCCCAGCUUAGAAGAAGAGGAGACUAAAAAGGAGGAAGAAACACCUAAACAAGAGGAACAGAAGGAAAAUGAAAAGCGGAAAAGUGAAGAGCAGCCAGUAGAUUCAGAAAAUCAUUCUAUACCCAAUUCCCUGGAAGAAACUACCGUGAAAAUAGAAAAAGAAGAUGAAAAGGAACUUGUAAAACUGCCAGUAAUAGUAAAGCUGGAAAGGCCUUUGCCGGAAAGUGAGGAAAAAAAGAUUAUCAAAGAAGAAAGUGAUUCCUUCAAGGAAAAUGUCAAACCCAUUAAAGUAGAAGUGAAGGAAUGUAGAGCAGACCCUAAAGAUGUCAAAGGCAGCAUGGAGAAGCUAGAGCCCGAGAGGCUCGAGUUUGGUGUCAGUGUGAAAUCUUCUCAAGAAAUUACCGAGAAGUCCUCUGAAGAAACUGAGAAACUUAAAAAUGACCAGCAGGCCAAGAUACCACUAAAAAAGCGAGAAAUUAAACUGAGUGAUGAUUUUGACAGUCCAAUCAAAGGACCUUUGUGUAAAUCAGUUACUCCAACAAAAGAAUUUUUGAAAGAUGAAAUAAAACAGGAGGAAGAGACUUAUAAAAGGAUCUCUGCAAUCACCACUUUGGGUCAUGAAGGGAAACAGCUGGUAAAUGGAGAAAUUAGUGAUGAAAAGUUAACUCCAAAUUUUAAGACAGAACAAAUGGAGACAAAGUUUUAUGAUACCAAGGAGGAUAGCUGCAGCCCCUCCAAGGAUAAAAGUGUCAUGAUGGAGGGAAAUGGAGCAGAGUCCUUAAAUUCUGUCAUAACCAGUAUAAAAACAGCUGAUCUUGAGAAAGCAGUGGUCCCUUUAGGGAAAGAUGGAGAAAGUUCAAUAGCAGAUUUAGAAAUCCAGAAUCAAAAAGAGCAGGUAGAGGAAACUGAUCCUCCAGAAAUGGAAACCUCUUUUGAGGCUUCUGAGAUGGUAAAGGAUCUAUCUUUACAAACUGCUUUAUCUACUGCUGAAUCCCAUACUAUGAAGGUUGAAGAGAAAUCUCCCAAAAGUAAGAAGGAUAAGCACCCACCAGUCCUCGAAUGUCUUGAAAAGUUAGAGAAGUCCAAAAAGACUAUUUUUGAUAAGGACACACAAAGAUUGAGUCCAAUACCAGAGGAGGUUCCAAAGAAUACUUUAGAAUCAGAGAAGCUAGGCUCUCCUGAGGCAGUUGAAACUUCCUCGCCGUCUAACUUGAUGGGCCAUUGUGAGAAACCAGCCUCAGAAAAAGAAGUGAUAGAGUGUCAGAGCACAAGUUCCACUGAAGGUCAGUCCAUGGAACAAACAGACCCAGAAAUUUUAAAAGAGGAUUCUGAACCCACGCAGGUAGAAGUGGUUAACCCAGACAAUGCCCAGACCCCUGGUGCAGAGGACUCUUCUGAGACAAAAGGCUCUAUGCCAAAAAGCAAAUUUAAAUAUAAGUUGGUUCCUGAAGAGGAAACCACUGCCUCAGGAAACUCGGAGAUAACUUCUGAAAGGCAGAAAGAGGGCAUCAAAUUAACAAUUAGGAUAUCCAGCCGGAAGAAGUCAGAUUCUCCUCCCAAAAUUCUAGAACCAGAAACCAAACAAGAGAAGUCAGAAAAGGAAGAAGAGAAAACAAAUGUGGUUCGUACUUUAAGGAGGUCUCCGAGAAUAUCUAGACCCACAGCAAAAGUGGCUGAGAUCAGAGAUCAGAAAGCUGAUAAAAAAAGAGGGGAAGGAGAAGAUGAAGUGGAAGAAGAAUCAGCAGCUUUGCAAAAAACAGACAAAAAGGAAAACUUGAAAAAAAUCGAGAAGGAUACAAAUUCUAAAGUAAGCAAGGUAAAAACCAAAGGCAAAGUUCGAUGGACUGGUUCUCGAACACGUGGCAGGUGGAAAUAUUCCAGCAAUGACGAAAGCGAAGGGUCUGACAGUGAAAAAUCAUCUGCAGCUUCAGAAGAGGAGGAAGAAAAGGAGAAUGAAGAAGCCGUCCUGGCAGAUGAUGAUGAGCCAUGCAAAAAAUGUGGCCUUCCAAACCAUCCUGAGCUAAAAGCAGUAUGGUGUGAUGGGAAAAGCAUGGACCAGACAGACUUGGCAGCAGAUCCUGCUUCCACCACUUACCAGAUUCUUCUGUGUGACUCCUGUGACAGCGGGUACCACACAGCCUGCCUUCGUCCCCCGCUGAUGAUCAUCCCUGAUGGAGAGUGGUUCUGCCCGCCUUGCCAACAUAAACUACUGUGUGAGAAAUUAGAGGAACAAUUGCAAGAUUUAGAUGUUGCCUUAAAGAAGAAGGAGCGUGCUGAACGCAGGAAAGAACGCUUGGUGUAUGUGGGUAUCAGUAUUGAAAACAUCAUUCCUCCACAAGAGCCAGAUUUUUCUGAAGAUCAUGAAGAAAAGAAGAAAGAUUCAAAAAAAUCCAAAGCAAACUUGCUUGAAAGAAGAUCAACAAGAACACGGAAAUGUAUAAGUUACAGAUUUGAUGAGUUUGAUGAAGCAAUUGAUGAAGCUAUAGAAGAUGAUAUCAAAGAGGCUGAUGGAGGAGGAGUUGGUCGAGGAAAAGAUAUCUCUACCAUCACGGGUCACCGUGGGAAAGACAUCUCUACUAUUCUGGAUGAAGAAAGAAAAGAAAAUAAACGACCCCAGAGGGCUGCAGCUGCUCGCCGGAAGAAACGCCGGCGAUUAAAUGACCUGGACAGUGACAGCAACCUGGAUGAAGAAGAGAGUGAGGAUGAAUUCAAGAUCAGUGAUGGCUCUCAAGAUGAGUUUGUUGUAUCUGACGAAAACCCAGAUGAAAGUGAAGAAGACCCACCAUCUAAUGACGACAGCGACGCUGACUUCUGUAGCCGAAGACUGAGGCGACAUCCCUCCCGGCCAAUGAGGCAAAGCAGGCGUUUGCGCAGAAAAACCCCAAAGAAAAAGUAUUCUGAUGAUGAUGAAGAGGAAGAGUCUGAGGAGAAUAGUAGAGACUCUGAAAGUGAUUUUAGUGAUGACUUGAGUGACGAUUAUGUAGAAACUCGGCGAAGGCGGUCAAGGAGGAACCAGAAAAGACAGAUUAAUUACAAAGAAGAUUCAGAGAGUGACGGCUCGCAGAAGAGUUUACGACGUGGUAAAGAAAUCCGACGGGUUCACAAGCGCAGGCUUUCCAGCUCAGAGAGUGAAGAGAGCUAUAUGUCCAAGAACUCUGAAGAUGAGGAGCUAACUAAAGACUCAAAGCGGUCAGUUCGAAAACGGGGUCGAAGCACAGAUGAGUAUUCAGAAGCAGAUGAGGAGGAAAAGGAAGGCAAACCAUCCCGGAAGCGGCUACAUCGGAUCGAGACUGACGAAGAGGAGAGUUGUGACAAUGUUCAUGGAGACGCGGGUCAGCCUGCCCGAGACAGCCAGCCCAGGGUCCUGCCCUCAGAGCAAGAGAGCACCAAGAAGCCCUAUCGGAUAGACAGUGAUGAGGAAGAGGACUUUGAAAAUGUAGGCAAGGUGGGGAGCCCAUUGGACUAUAGCUUAGUGGACUUACCUUCCACCAAUGGACAGAGUCCUGGUAAAGCCAUUGAGAACUUGAUUGGCAAAUCAGCUGAGAAGCCUCAGACCCCUAAGGACAACAGCACAGCCAGUGCAAGCCUGGCCCCCAAUGGGACAAGUGGUGGGCAGGAGGCAGGGGCACCAGAAGAGGAGGAAGAUGAGCUUUUGAGAGUGACUGACCUUGUUGAUUAUGUCUGUAACAGUGAACAGUUAUAAGACUUUUUUCCAUUUUUGUGCUAAUUUAUUCCACGGUAGCUCUCACACCAGCGGGCCAGUUAUUAAAAGCGGUUUUAUUUUUCUUAGAAAACUCCACUACAGAACGACUUUUUAGAAGAAAAAGUUCAACAAACCCUAAAGUCUUUCUGUGAAGUGACCAGUUUUGAACUUUCAAGAUAAAUAAUUGCUGUAAAUUCCUUUUCACUUUCUUUUUCCAAGUUCAUGGUCCUUGGUAAUUUCAUUCAUGGAAAAGAAAUCUUAUUAUAAUAACAACAACAAAGAUUUGUAUAUUUUUGACUUUAUAUUUCCUGAGCUGUCCUGACUUUGUGAAAAAGGGUGGAUAAGAAUGCAUUCCGAAUCUGCAAGGGCCCAAAACAGAAUUAGGGGUGGGAGAAAGCACUUGUGCUUUAGCUUUUUCAUAUUAAAUAUAUAUUAUAUUUAAA